Molecule: messenger RNA, 7365 nt
Organism: Physcomitrium patens
Lineage: Eukaryota; Viridiplantae; Streptophyta; Bryopsida; Funariales; Funariaceae
Source: RefSeq, a predicted model, not a curated record
AGCGUUGCACUAUACAUUUCACCCUGAUUGUUUGUUAAUUUGCCUGUUUGUUUGUUUGCUGCCCGUUCAAUGAAGAAGAAGAAGCCAUUAUCUGAAACCCUCGCAUCGAUCCAUGGAUCCUUCUUCUCACGGCCGCUUCUCACUCUCCCGUCAACAUUUUCGUCGCAUUUUAGUCUCAGAAAUGGCUGCGAUGAGAACGGGGCCAUCGAACAGCAGCGAAGAAACCCGUGACCGCAGCGUCGAGAUGAGUCCCUGUUGCGUUUUGUUCUUAUUAGUUUGUUUUCUCAGUGGACAUGGACGCCCGUUGUUUGGAGGAAAUAUGUGAAAUGGAACGAGGUGUAUGGAGAUUGAGGUAGAGGUUUGUUCUCGUUGGAGGUUUCUGCUCUUAGUCGUGAGCGAGAGAUUAUUAAUGUUGACAAGAUAAUGUGUUAAGGCUGACCUAGCGAAAUCUUUUAGUAGCGUUUCCCUAUCACGUAGUCUGUGGUGGGCCUGAGCAAGGAACAGAAUUAAGAUAACAUGUGAUUCGAGAUUUAGCAGACGAAGGAUUUGGAGAGAAGAAGUCUGGUUAAAUAUCUUUGAAUUUAAGGAGUUUCAAGGAUCCGCAACUCGAGACAGGAAGCUGUUAAUAACGUGGACACAGGGGUGGAAGGAACCUCACGCGUUGGUUUUUGAUGGAGGUUCUGUUUACAUGGCAUUAAAGAGCUGGACUUUCACAAUAUGAGUUGCUUUGGUUUGGCCCUAACAUGCAGAGCAAUAACAUGACCCAUGCGACUGCCCCCGACUGCUGAAAUAAUUCUUUCCCUUAACAAAUUUACGCUAGAACGUGUAGAUGGUUACUUGCAAGAUUGGUAACAGCUCGAGACAGGAAGUACAAUGUAGGACACAAUUGCAAGAAAAACAACCUUUGUAAUCGCUGUGCUUCAUGCUGGCUGUCUUUCGAGAGCUAAAGCAACCAGAUCGUCUGCAUGAGUACAGUAUCCGGAUGUACUGUCAUUGAAACUUCAACUGAAUCUUCUCCCGUUCAUGGGGGAUGUAUCUGGCAGAGAGGACUUUUCCACGAAUCCUUGAGGUGUCAAGUCAUAUGAAUGCACGUUGUGUGCAUCAGGAAGUUGAUGCAGCUUGUGGUUCAGCCUCUUGUUAUAUGUUACAGGCUUGGCACAACCUCUUCGUCACUCAACAAAUAAAUCCGUAGCGAAACAUGAUAUUAACUUUCGAGGUUUCCACAGCAACACUUAAUCGGAAGUUGGCAGCUCCAUUGAAGUUCGAUAAAUUCAUCAUGAAUAUUAAGUAAAAGGAUGCUCAAUGUGGACGUUUUAUCUCAGUUCCAUUCAUUUAGUAAUAUGAAAAUUGGUUCAUGCAUUAAGAAUCUAUACUAGAAUAAAGAAGCAGUGUCAUCUAAAAGAAUUUAUGAAAAUUUGGAUGCUAUCUUAGAAUAAUAAAGACUAGUUGGUUGCUGAAGACUUUUCCAAUAGCAGUUUUACCAAGAAGAGCAAAAAAUAAACUAAAAGAAUAAAAGAAUCUCUAUCAAUAUCAUAUGAGAGUCUCCUCUAAGUACUCUAUCCCAACUUGUCAAUGAUAUGUUAUUGUAUCUUUUUGUCACAAUUCUGAAAUAAGAGAAAGGGUGAAAAGAGUUGUGUUGUAUAUUCUGAGGGUUUACAUCCUAUUUUACUAUUUUAGGUUAAUGCACAGAUACAUAUAUUAAUACUAUAAGCCUAAACCUAUUCAUCUGUCAAUUAUUUUAAGAUUUCUUUCUAUGAGAAAAAUCCUUCCGUUUGUGGACAUUUUUAAGCAAGGUCUUAUUUUUAAAAUGACGCAGUUAAAAUAUUUUUAUUUUUAAUAUUGGAAAAAAAAAAUCGUAGCAAAAGCUUAAUGGAAUUUAAAAUCAACCCAGAUUUUACUUUAACUUCUGAAAAUUGAAGGCAUGAAAUUCGUCUCUAAAAAUCUCCCUAAAAGAUUUUGUAUUCUUAAAUAUAAGGAUGAUUUAAAGGCUGAUUGAUCAAUGUGAAAUUUCAAUUCAAAUUGAAUCAAAUUCAAUUGAAUCUUAACCAGUAACUAUGAUGAUUCCUAAUGUUGCAAGUGUGGAAGUUGAUACUUCAUGUAUAGGAUCUUCUAGUAGUUUGUCAUUUUUCCAUGAAUUUUCCAAUGAAUUGAGAGAACCAAGUAUGAAACAAUCUGACAAAGAAUCAUAUUUAGACCUAACAAUAAAACCUAAUCCAAAGGAAUUCUAUGGCAAAAAAACUAAUCUUAAAACAUAUAUUUUAAUUAAUAGUACCAGUGAUGUAAUUUUUUUGGUUCCAAGAUUAAAUAAAAAUGACAUAAUUUUCUCAUCUCCAAGUAAAGAACAAAGUGAUCUUGGUAGCAUUUCAUGGAGAGAAAUGCAUGUCACUAAUCAAUAUGAGAGUAAAGGUGAUAAUAACAAAAAUAAGUUGAAAACAUGUUUUUCUCAAACACUAAGAAAAUUUUGUUCUAGUGAAAAAAAUCCAACCAGAAUAAGUUGUGAUGAUGAGAAUACUAUAAUUAAAAUCAAAAUUAAAAACUUAAAAACUUGUGAAGCUUCAAAUAUUUUACAUAGUAAAAAUGAAACAAAUAAAAAUUUAUCAUCAAAAGAUUGGUUUCAACAAAGAACUUCAAAGUUCCAUAAAAGAAUUAGUAAAAUAUGUAAGAAUGAUAACAAGACUGUUCACGGAAAAAAAUCAAUAAAAACAACUGCACUUUUGAAUGCCACUACAAAAAUUGUUAAACUUCUAAAAAAUAAGACGUCAAAGUUAAUGAAUAUGGUGUGUUGCAAUGCUGAUAAAAUAAAUAAUUCUAUUGAUAAAAAGAAAAUAACUGUUGAUUUGGAAGAGAUAAAAUCCAGAAAUUUGGGUGGUUUGAAUUUAAAAGAAAAAUGUGUAAAUAAAGACGAUGUAUUAUGUUGUGCAAGUUAUGGAAAAGGCAAAGAUUUUCUAAAAUUAAUCAUAGCUAACAAAAAAAUAUUCAGCUCAUAUUAUAAUGGAACAAUAAGUUAUGUAGUAUUUUAUAAUAUAAAUAAAUCAUUGGAUAAUAAAAUAAUCAAUUCGACAAGCUAUAGAAAAAAUCUUUAUCAAAAUUAUAGAAAAAAUGAAUGUGAAGAAUUCCACACUCAAUAUGUAACUCAAAAUUUGAAUAAAAUUUCAAAACAAUCUUAUUCUAAAAUCUUAAUUUUAAAAAACAACCUUGAGUUGAUGGUCUUUAACACAAUGCAUUUUAUAUAUUACAAAAAUAUCACAAAUUACUUUCCAACUUGUUUAUUUUCCAAACAGAGAAAUUUAAAAUUAAAUAAAAUUGAAAAUUUUAAAAGCGAAAAUUUGCCAAUGUUUCCUUGGUUGAGAGAUUGUCGAAUUUUCUACAUGUUCCAUGUACGAAGCACAUCUAAGUUGGAAUCAAUGGGAUUGGUAUAUGAGGCAAACAUAGAAUCUCAUAAUUUUAAUUAUAAUCAGGACAAUAAAACGUGUUUAAGAUCCAUUCAGAUGUUUAACAAAGAUCCUGAAAAAAACUAUCUCUCAUAUGGAGUACAUAUUUUAGGUGAUCAUUUUACAGAGAGGUUCUUAAAUCCCCAAAAUGUGGUUACACAGAAUGGCUAUUCUAAUCAAAUAAUUUUUAAGAAGCAGAAUAAUUUAAACAUGGAUUCUUUGUAUGAUGAAAAAUCCUACCAAUUCGGUGUGAAGUCAAAAAACACAAUUAAAUGUGAAGGUGAAACAGUGACUUGGUUGGUCAAAGAUAAAAUUAAUUGUUACAGUGAUUUAAUUUCCAAAAUUCUGGAGUUUGUUGAUGUAAAACUCUCUAAAAUAUAUGAGAUUUGUGAAAAAGAUUUAUUAAAAUCUUUAAAUAGAAGAAUUAACUUGUGUGGUAACAACCAACAUGCAUAUUUGCAGAAAAACAUUUUUAAAACCAUAAAAAAUGAACAUGAAUGUUUAAAAGAAAAUAUGCAUAUAAAUAAAUGUAGAAAAUUUAAUUCAUUUCAUUUAGAAUAUGAAACUUUUCAAAACAAAGAAUCAAAUCAAGACGUUGCUUUUUCAAAAUUCAAAGAAGUUGAUGUUUUGAAUCAAAAUUUUGAAAAACUGAUGGACAAUAAAAUCAAUUCUCAAAGAGAGAUUCAUACCAACAUUCUUAAAGAACACAUCAAAACAUGUGGUUUAAUUAAAAAUGGAAGUUUGUAUGAAUUACAUAAUGCAAAAAAUAGUAAUGAUAUAGAAAGUUUGACAAUUCAAGAAAUAUCCUCAAAUAUUUGGCUACAUAAAGUUGUUACAAAAGAAAAUGAAGAGGUCUACCAGAAUCUCUAAUUUGAAAGGAUAUUCUCGGUUCAAACUAAAAAGAAUAACGAGAAAUAAUACUAAGAAUCAUACGAGGAAAAGAAACAUUGAUUUUCAAAAGCUCAAGGAAAAGUUUGUUACAAACUGCAGCAAUGAAAUACAAUUCCCAAUAAUUAGCUCACCACUGAAAAAUAAAAUAGUAGACACCUCAACAAAGUCUCAUGAAAGUAGCAGAAUAUGGCCUUCAUUUGACACAGAGAAUAAAAUAGAUGAAGAAAAAAAUAAUUGUAAACCUUCUACAUCUGAUGGGUUGACAAUGGAUUUACAAACAAGUUCAGAUAUUCUACAAAGUUUUUUGAAGCCAAAAUUAAUGUAUAAAGGAGUACCAAACUGUUUCAAUAAAGAGCGUCUAAAAGAUGGUUCCAAAUUUGUUUCUAGUGCAUUAACACCUUCACAAUUAAAACCACCUUUGAGAGAACAAUUAGUCAAAGAAUUGUUUUGUAAUACAAGGAAAAAUAUACUGCAUCAAAAGCUAUAUACAAAACCACCAUGGGAUAAAAAAUGUAGUGAUUUAGUAAGUAAUUUUGAGCUUUGUGAAAAAAAUGUUGAUAUAAUAAAACCAUAUCUACAUACAGAAAUAAAUACUUACAGACAGCGAAAAAAAUGGGUAAAAGAGCCACAUGCAAUGAACAAAAUGUAUUGCAAUGAAGAAAUAAAUGGGUCAACAAGAAAAAAAAAAUUAACAUUUUUGAAGAGUAUAGAAAAAGGUAUUCAAUAUGAUAUUGAUAUCACUAAAUGUUGGAAAAAUCGAUUAAUGUUGUAAAUAGACAUUAAAAGAAACAUUCCAAAUCAUGAAUAGCAUCUAUGUAAAGUUCAACACAUUGUAAUUGUUAAUUUUAGAUUUUUCAAGUGAGUUUGCCUUCAACAAUUUAAGAAUGGAAAAGAACCUUCAAAUGUAGUAAUAUAAUGGUGUUGCAAGAUAAGAUUUUAGUAUUAAUUCUUUAGCAAAACUUGUAUAUAAGGGCUGCACUUGUCAAUAUGGAUGUUGUUAUAAGGGCCAAAAUUAUUAAAAAUAAAUUUAGACUUGCACCCAUUGUGUAUGAGAAAAGCUUGAAGCUCCAUGUUCAAAUUGUAAGGAGCUUUAUAACAGAAGAAAGUGUGUAAAAUACAAAAUAUGUCUACUAUAGGUUUCAAGUCAUGUGAGAAGCACUGUAAGAUGUGCUUGAGGAUGGCGCAUGAUGAUAUUGUGUCAUGUGAAAAAUAUUGUCAAAUAAAAUAAAAUAAAUUAAAAUCAUAGAAAUAGAAUUCUUUGAGGAUAAAAUUCAAAAAAAUACAACAUCACACAUAUAUUGAAAAAAGUGGAAAUGAAGGGUUUUUUUUUUUUUAAAAAAAAGAUUUUAUUUUAUUUAUUUAUUUACCAAGACUCAACAUUUUAUUACUGUGUGCUGACAUUUCUGCAGUUAAGUCAACUCUAAUAUUGUUGUAAAGAAAAUUUAUGUUUUUCCUAUAUUUAUUUAUUUACUCAUGUAUAUAGUUGAAUACUUAUGGUUUUAAACAUAUAUUUGAAUAUGAAAAACUACUUUCAGAUAAGUUCAUCAUUUGUGGCUAAAGUAGUUAAAGAGAAACUCUCUAUUAGAAGAUAAAAAUAUCUUCCGAUUUUGUCUUCAAGUUAUAUGGGAGGUCAUGAAAUGCUCAUUUAACAUCAAAUCUUACAAGCACAAAACAAGAUUCUAAACUAAAACUUUCAUAGAAAAUAAAAGUUUUACUCAUCAUUUUUUUCUUUUUUUUUUCAAUCAAGAAAUGUAACUGUAAAUUAUUUAUGAUCAUGAACUACUAAUUGCACUAGCAAUUUUUUAUAAUAAAAAUUGAUCUAUACAAGAUGAAUCAUAGACUACUCAAUAUAAAUGUACAGUAGAAGAAUUGUCAAUUCAAAUCUCUGGGAUUUGACAAGAAGUCGUACACAUAUUCAGUUCACUUAAAUUCCUAUUAGAAACAUUCCUUUUUAUGUAUUCUACUUCUGUCACGUUUCAAUUCAGAAUUUGAGUAUGUUAAAUAAUAUAAAUUUAACUAAAAUUAUAUUGGAGCAUGUUUCCCAACAAAGUAAUACAUGAAUACUUCUCAUUUGUCAUUUGUAACUACGACAUUAUAACAACAUAGUUCUGUUUAGUUUUAUUUUUCUUUUUUUUAAAAAGUAAAAAAACAAAAAAAUAAAAACUAAAAACUAAAAUAAAGUAGAGAAAAAUAAAGUCCACAAUCAUGAAAAGAGGGCAUUCACAGAUGUCCAAAUAAAGAAGUCCUUUAUUGAUAUAAAUCAAUAAAACUUGAAAAGAGGGUAAAUGUUCACCUCCUUUGCAUUCUAUAAAUAUGUUCAAACAAAGACUUAUCAAAGAAAACCACAAUAGUUUUUGGAAUUACCUCCAAAUCAUGGGAGAGAUCAAAUUUCUGAGCACAAUAUGUCCAGCUUCAACCAUUACCCUCUUUAAGUGUAAUCGUACCCUAAAAACAACAAACAAAUAGAACAACUUCUACUAAAUUUAUGCACAUGUGAAAAAUGUGUAUUUUAUAUCACAUUUCUUUCUUAAGAUCCAAUAUGUAUAAAAUGACAAUAUUAGGGGGUUUCAAACAUGACACUUUUGUAAAAUCUAAUAAUUGGGAUUGAACAAUUGAUAUUUCCAAAAUCACUAUAAAUAUCAAAUCCAAAAUAUUACCAUUCAAACUUUAUCAUCUUUUGAUAUUAUUCUUUGAUUCAAACUUUAUUAUCCUUUGGUAUGGAGUCAAAGAGGGAAGAGAGCUGAGGCAAGCAACAUAGUUUUUGAUAUUUGAUUCACCCUUCUUUUAAUAUUUCAAUUUCAAAAUCACCUAUCUCACGAAAAAAAAUGGAUGAUUUAGUGAAGUAUGAAGGGAUAUUUCAAAAUAUCACAGGAUACUUCAAGCUUGCAUCAUUGGUAAAAUAUCAUCCAAAAAGGCCAUGUUUGAAAUUCCAUAUUGUUACUAGUGAGCAUCACUAGCUAAGGAGAUAGAUAUGAGAAUUCUUCAACAAAAGAAAACAUGUAGAUUAGUAUUCAAAUAAUAAAUUUGAAAGAUAACAAAUGCA